CAAUCAAUGAGCGCUACCGUGUCGAGAUGGACCACUCCACAGCGAUACUGGAAGAUGCUCGCAAGGUGGUCGAGAAUGCAGGUGGCGAGCCAGCAAGGCCCACCGUUGACGCUGGCGAGCAGCCUUCGAAGCCCACAAGCAAUGAAGCUGCCCACGACGGCGAUGAGGGCCGCCAGAACAAUUACAGUCGCCGUAAACGCAAAGCCGACUACCCAGACGCAAGGCAACAAUACGGAAGUAAAGGCGGACAUGAUGACAAUAAGCGACAUAAGAAGGGAGAUCUGGGACGCGGAGAAUAUUUCUCAACUGACAGUCUAACACUCAGCCGCGACAACCCAGACAAACGCGCCAAAACCAACGAGUCACGUGAGAAACGGAUGGCGAACGGCGAGACACGCAACAACCCCAACUACGGCGCCACCUUCUCCAAGGAGGAGAUCGAUGCCGAGAGCCGCCGACCCAAGCGUAAAGUCGCCGUCCUGAUCGGCUACUCCGGCACGGGCUACAAGGGCAUGCAAAUCACCCCCUCCGAGCGCACCAUCGAAGGCGACCUCUUCGCCGCCUUCAUCCGCGCCGGCGCAAUCAGCAAAGCCAACGCCGAGGACCCCAAAAAGGUCUCACUCGUCCGCUGUGCGCGGACGGAUAAAGGUGUCCAUGCGGCGGGGAAUAUGAUCAGUUUGAAAUUGAUUGUGGAGGAUGAGGAUAUUGUGGAACGCAUUAAUAAGGAAUUAAGUCCGCAGAUUCGGGUGUGGGGGGUGGAGAGGACGGUGGGGAGUUUCAGUUGUUAUCAGGCUUGUGAUUCGAGGUGGUAUGAGUAUCUGAUUCCGAGUCAUGCGUUCUUGCCGCCGCAUCCGGGGUCGUGGUUGGGGCGGAAGUUGGAGGAACAUGCGGAUGAGGUGGGGGAUAGAGAGGCGUAUGAAGGCAGGCAGGAGGAGGUGAAGCGCUUCUGGGAGCGAGUGGAUGCUGAUGAGAUCAGCCGGGUUUUGCAGACCAUUGAUGAGGAUAUUCGAGCGGAGGUUGUUAAGGCGUUGCAGGGGGAGGAUGAGGCUGUUGCGACCACUGGCGCGGCGGAUGUGGAAGAGGGUGAGCAGAGAGUGGUCAAGGCUGCAGUGACAGAGAGCGAUGCGAAUGAUGCGGAUGUCGGAGCUGAGGAACGGACGGAGGAGGCGGCUAUCAUCAUCAAUGCGCCGGCUGCACAGAACCAGCCAGACGACGCUGUGACAGACGCGUCGAAGACUGCCGAAGCCGGCAAUGCCACUGCGCGGGCUGGAGAUGCGGAGCCAAUGCCAGACACCAUGGUCGACUCCGCUAUCUCCUUACCACCUCAACAGCCUCCUACAUCCGCAAUCGAGCCAAACGACUCCGCCAAAGCCGACCAACCAACACUAGCCCCAGCAUCUCACGACCGCCAAACCCGCCUCCGCGCAGCCACAAAAUCCCUCCGCGCCGCCUACAUAACCGCCAAACGCCGCUACCGCAUCCCCACCCAACGCAUCGCCCGCAUCCAAGCCGCCCUCGACAAAUUCGUCGGAACGCACAACUACCACAACUACACCGUGCAAAAGACGUACCGCGACCCGAGCGCGAAACGGCAUAUUAAGUCUUUCGUCGUCAAUCCGAAACCAAUCCUGAUUGGGGAGGGGGAUGAUGAAGCGGACAAAUCCGAGUGGUUGAGCUUAAAAGUCCACGGACAGAGUUUCAUGAUGCAUCAAAUCCGAAAAAUGAUCGGUAUGGUCACCCUCCUCGUCCGCUGCGGCAGCAACCUCGACACCCUUUCGCAUUCGUUCGGGGAGGAUAAGUACUCCAUCCCCAAAGUCCCCGGACUGGGGCUGUUGUUGGAGCGGCCGGUGUUUGACAGUUAUAACAAUAUCCAGGCUGCGAAGCAUGAUCGGCCACCGUUGCUGUUUGGGAAGUUUGAGCGGGAGAUGGAGGAGUUUAAGCAGCGGGAGAUUUAUCAGCGCAUUUUCCGGGAGGAGGAGGAGAGGAAUGAGUUUGGGCGGUUUUUUGCGCAUGUGGAUAACUUUAAGGAGGGUUACUUUCUGUACGUGACGAGUAAGGGGCUGGAGGGUACGAAGGGGGGUGGGGUGGAGGGUGGCAAGUCGAAGGCGGUUGAGGACGAUGAGGACGGAGCGAGUGGAGGCGACGAUCAGUAA
Baudoinia panamericana UAMH 10762 is the source of this 2153-nucleotide messenger RNA. RefSeq lists its product as uncharacterized. Gene Ontology annotation, molecular function: RNA binding; pseudouridine synthase activity. Bases 27 to 2153 code for a protein of 708 amino acids. The transcript has 2 exons. Gene Ontology annotation, cellular component: nucleus. NCBI's taxonomy places the organism in Eukaryota, Fungi, Ascomycota, Dothideomycetes, Mycosphaerellales, Teratosphaeriaceae. The record is from RefSeq and is a predicted model, not a curated record. Gene Ontology annotation, biological process: tRNA pseudouridine synthesis; mRNA pseudouridine synthesis.